CUAUCAUUUACGCGUCUUGUGCAUCUACCGCGUCCAUUGCCAAUCUGCAUAGUCGUCCAAUAAUAUGGACCCUUACACUCCACGAAUGCGUCCAGGAGGCCGCAAGAAGAAUCUUGGUUUAUCUGCAAAAGAGUAUACCAAGAUCACCGGCACUAUCGCUUCUGUUCGCAGAAAUAGACAACUGAGCGACGAUAUCUACGAAGAUCCAGAUGUUCGCGUGCACUCAUCACGAGAAAGCCGUAGCAAAAGCCACGAGCCGUCAUUCAUCGCCGAAACUUCGUUCGUGCGCGCACCAUUGAACUCGCGAGUUGGCGCAUCUUCUUCGAUACCUAAGGUGAAGGGAAAGGGAAAGGAAGAUGUCUUGGACAAUCUUCCCGUGGAUAUACAAGAGGCUUUGAUUUUGGAGGAUCUUCUCUACGUUUUGAUGGGCAUCGAGGGAACAUAUAUUUCCCAUCAUCCUGAAUACUCGCCAGAAGAUGAUGACCCACUCAAGGGAAUACUUUUUGUUUUGUCCUCCCCGCUAGAUUCGUCCCUUCGAGACCUAACGGAACGGAUAGUACCGCUCGGCACUUACUACACCGCUAUCUCCUCUUUUGUUGAGAGCCGCAGCCACCUCGAUUUUGGGCUUGUCAAUCAUGCACUCUGCGCUGCCAUCCGGGACAUGCUCAAGGACUACCAAACUCUCCUAUCUCAACUCGAACAUGCAUUCAACACCUCACCGCAAUUUAGUCUACAGAAAUUAUGGUUCUACGUCCACCCAACAGUGCAUACCCUAUCCCUUAUUUAUCAGCUCAUCCUUGAACUCGCUACUACCGAUGACGACGACGCCUCCUCAUCAUCGUCUUCUUCUGAGUCUGAUCCAGAGCAGGCAGCACGAGACGAAGCACUUGGGCUCGGCGGGGCGAAGCUGAAGGCCGUUCUGUCUGACAUGAAGAAGAGCACAUCAGAUGCACCUAUCAAUGUGAAGGGUGGUGAAGUGCUAACGGUGAUAUAUGAGCGCAUGCAGACCAUGUCAGGCGACCCCACCGCGGUCAAGGUAUACGGCACUCUUCUAACUGCAGCGGGGGUGCCCUAUGUCGAGAUGCUCAGGGUAUGGACAACUACGGGUCGUCUCGAGGACCCAUACGAGGAACUGUGUGUCAAGGAGAGCAAGUUCAUCAGUAAGGGCAUUUUGGAAGUGGACUAUACGGACGAGUAUUGGGAGAGGCGAUAUACGCUUCGCGAUGGUUCUACCCUUUCUUCGAAGCGCCAGCAUACAGGUGUUCCACCCCCACGUACUGCUGGAGGACGAUUACCCGGUGGCGCCUGUAUACCGCCCCUUCUAGAGGGUUGGAAACACAAGUUUUUACUUGCAGGUAAAUAUCUCAACGUGAUACGUGAAUGUGGGAUCGAGGUGCAAGCCGAUCAGAAGGAUAUAACGAAAGAGUCGCUGUCCAUGGAAGAUGAAAAGCUUUACAAAUUCAUCGAAGACGCGUACACACACGCGAAUCGCACACUCCUACGUCUCCUGCUGCAAGAUCAACAGCUCAUACCUCGGCUCCGCUCUCUCAAGCGUUAUUUUUUCCUGGCCUCCUCAUCGUUCCUCACCCACCUCUUAGACCUUGCCCACUUAGAACUGAAGAAGCCCGCGAAAGGUGUCAGUAUCGUUAAGCUACAGAGUCUCCUCGACCUUGCACUUACAGGGGAAGAUGCCGCAUUCCGUGAAGAUGUGCGAGUCAGCAUCGCGAGCAGCGGAUUGUAUGAAUGGUUACUCAAGGUCAUCAGCGUAAGCGGCGUGAUUGGCGGUGAGGAAGGCGAAGGCGUGCCAGAUGAAGAAGCAAAGAAGGAUCGCGACCGGGAAAAGGAUGACAAGAAGCCUAUGUUAGCGAUUGAUGCCCUUACACUCGACUACAACGUGAAAUUCCCGCUUUCACUCGUCAUCUCUCGCAAAACGAUCUUGCGUUACCAGCUCCUCUUCCGCUUUCUCUUACAUCUCAAACAUGUGGAGCAAUCGCUCGCAUCGAUGUGGAUAGAACAGAAGACGAGUCCCUGGCGGCGUUCCGUGCCUAACCACCCCGAGUUCGAGCAGUGGCGACUGCGAGUCGCACUCCUGAGAGCUCGUAUGCUCGCUUUUGUUCAGCAAAUACUGGCUUUCACGACAUUCGAGGUUCUUGAACCUAACUGGCGGGCGCUAGAGGCAAAAUUGGCCAAGGUAACUACUGUAGAUCAACUUCUGAGGGAUCAUGUAGACUUUCUGGACACGUGCCUGAAAGAAUGCAUGUUGACGAGUGCCAAACUGCUGAGGGCGUACUCACGCAUGAUAGUGACGUGCUCUACGUUCGCGCUGUACACCUCCUCCUUCACCAAAUCCGCCAAUCAAGCGCUUGCAGCAGUGGAGAGUGGCGACGGCGACCAGGCGAUGAACAAACGCUGGGAAUUUCUGAAGAAGUUUGAGUCUAACUUUAACCACUGGUGACAAGUUUCAUCUGGACUGCGUGCAGUACUACGCGUCAAGUGAGAAUGUAUCGCUGCUUCCUCUUGUGGUGCGGUUGAGUAGCAUCAAGGCCAUGUCAUAGCCUCAGCUGAAUCGAUGAGAAGUUGCUGGGGUACUGCUGUUAUUGUUGUAUGUUGUUCUUCUAGCCAUGCGCAAUAUAUAUGUUGCUAUAUGCUAUUGCUUAGGAUGUGAGGAACGCGUAGUCUCCCGUAGUAAGACCAUUCAAGACAAGAUAGUUAUUCG
Messenger RNA from Suillus discolor, 2716 nucleotides. Its product is annotated as Spc98 family-domain-containing protein. NCBI's taxonomy places the organism in Eukaryota, Fungi, Basidiomycota, Agaricomycetes, Boletales, Suillaceae. Gene Ontology annotation, molecular function: microtubule minus-end binding; gamma-tubulin binding. Gene Ontology annotation, biological process: cytoplasmic microtubule organization; microtubule nucleation; spindle assembly. Gene Ontology annotation, cellular component: equatorial microtubule organizing center; spindle pole; centrosome. Bases 65 to 2455 code for a protein of 796 amino acids. The transcript has 12 exons. The record is from RefSeq and is a predicted model, not a curated record.